Molecule: messenger RNA, 5367 nt
Organism: Culex pipiens pallens (northern house mosquito)
Lineage: Eukaryota; Metazoa; Arthropoda; Insecta; Diptera; Culicidae
Exons: 2
Coding region: 1099-5265 (1388 amino acids)
Biological process (GO): DNA integration
Molecular function (GO): nucleic acid binding
Source: RefSeq, a predicted model, not a curated record
UAGACAACUCUAUUAACACUCUUAUUUCUUGUUGCUGAACAUACGAUGCUACUAACACUCGCGCACUCUCUGUUCGGGUUCGCGCACACACGGCUUGUCUCGAGAGCGUCAGUCUCCUCGCGACUAGCAUUCUUAACACAAGUGCUUUACUUGACUCUCGCGGAUCACCACAUGGCGACGAGGUGAAAAUUUAUUAUUUCGGUCGAAAAAGUAUUUUCGCGUGUUGAUUGUACAAGGUGUGUAAAAUAAAUAGCAAUAUGAUAAAAAAAGAAAUAAAUCAGGGGGGAUUGUGAAAACAGUGGUUGAAAGGCCAAAUGAAAAAUUAAAUGAUUGUGCCGUGGCUCAAGGUCACAAGAAAAAUGCUUUCUGUAAGCAUAAAGUGCAGUGAAAUUGCAUGCGGUAAUAAAAUGCGACUCUUUACUAGCAAAAAGAUUGUGAAAACGCCGUGGCUUGGCUUGGAGCCGCGCUUGCAGAGAAAAAGAAAAAACAAAAUGGCUGAUUUUGGAAGUGAAAAAAGCGUCCCUUUGAAGUUGUAUUAGUGAGCAGAUUUUAUGAAUAUCUUUCGUGGUGUUAGUGAAAUUGCACUGAAAUGCAGAGAUGGAAAAAAAUGUUUAAAAAGCAACCGAUUAAAUUACGGUUACAUUUGUUUGAGCUACCGAUUUAGUUACAGUUGUAAUGAAACCGAUUAAAUUACGGUUCGAUGGAUGCUGUUGCCGAUUAAAUUACGGCUUGUGCUUGUUGUAACCGAUUUAAUUACGGUUGGUUGGAUCGUCCGUGAUAAGAUGUGUAAUGUGAAAAUGAAACCGAUUAAAUUACGGUUAAGGAAAUAAUGUAUAGAAAGUCAAUCGAUUAAAUUUCGAUUUGAGAUGAUUAGUUUACUAAUUUUAUUGUGUCUGUUUGAUUGUAACCGAUUAAAUUACGGUUGAAUUACCUGUAGAAAAACAACGAUAUUGGGGAAGAAAAAAACAGUGAGCAAAGACAAUAAGAAGACUUGGAAGAAUACUAAGAAAAAGUAGUGAAAUAAGUCUUUUAUUCAAAAUGAGUGAUUUCUUUUUUUUUGUGUUUCUACUCUGGUUUGGUAUAGCAUAAUUAACCAACAUGGCAGACGGUGAAGAUCCACCGGCCAUCGUACCGCCGCCGCUCGUGACGAAUCUGAACUUCUUCAGUCCAUCGUCAUACAAUCUACCUCAUUUCAAGUACAAGCACUUGCCAGCAUCGGAGAUUCGAAACGCGUGGAAGCAAUGGAUCAGGUGGUUCGAAAACGUUAUGGCUGCUGCCAACGUGUCAGAUCCGACCAACAAGAAGAUUCAAUUGUUGGCUAUGGGUGGUCUGGAGUUACAGAGCGCGUAUUACGGAUUACCUGAUGUUGACAGUGAUGCAGAAGAUGACGACGAAAAUCCUUAUCUAACAGCAAAGAUCAAGCUUACUGAGCACUUCUCCCCAAAGCAUCAUGACAGCUUCGAACGAUUCCUGUUCGGGUCGAUGGCCCCGGAAGCUGAUGAACCGAUCGAGAAAUUUGCUUCGAGGGUUCAACAAAAGGCCGACAAGAUUUGCUUUGGUAGGUCCGAAACAGAGAGUCGACAAAUCGCAAUUAUCGACAAGAUUAUUCGAUUUGCGACGGAUGACCUUCGCCAAAAAUUGCUGGAAAAGGAGACGCUGACGCUGGACGACACCCUGAAAACUGUGAACGCGUUCCAGUCGGUGCGUUACCAAUCAGCAAAGAUGAACGGAGGAAGUUCGAAUCACGAUGUCAACCGUUUGACGGUGAACAGGAGUAAACCAGAACACUCGAGGAGUUACCCAAGCAGACCUGAUGCGCGGCAAUACAGAGGACGGCGAAACCAGCUCAAAUGUUCGCGAUGUGGAUACGAAUCGCACCAGCAGGGUGAGCGAUGCCCAGCUGUGGACAGAACCUGUAAUCGAUGCGGAAUCGUCGGCCAUUUCGGAACAGUAUGUCACACCAAAUCGAGGGAUGAUUGGGCCGGCCGAAAGCGUCCGUAUUCUUCGAUCGAGCGAAGCGAACCUCAGCGAUCUGCUAAACGGCCCCGGGAUGUGUACAAUGUACGCGAACAGACUGAUGAAGAACCUGAAGACUUGCCGGUCUACAAUGUCGGGUUUGACAAUGAUGAAGUCAUUCGUUGUCACGUUGGGGGCGUCCAGAUCGAUAUGCUGGUCGAUUCAGGAUCCAAACACAAUCUCAUUGACGAUACUACUUGGGAGUUGAUGAAGUUGAGGGACGUCAACAUCACGAACGAGCGACUGGAUUCUGACAAGCGGUUCUUGGCCUACGGACGAAUUCCGCUGAAAUUGCUCACAACCUUCGAUGCAAAGCUGGAGGUCGAUGAUAAUGGACAGAUUCUACGAACGACAACUACUUUCUACGUGAUUGAGAAAGGGCAACAACCACUACUCGGCAAGCAGACAGCACAGAAACUGGGCAUCCUGAAGAUUGGGCUUCCGAGCACCCAUUCUGAGGUAGUCCGGAAGGUUGAUAGAACAUCCAAGGCCUUUCCAAAAAUUAGAGGAAUCAAGUUGAACAUCCCCGUCGACAGAACUGUCCCGCCAAUAAUCCAACCACUGCGCCGUUGUCCCAUACCGUUGCUGGAUAAGGUCGAGGAGAAGCUGAACGAGUUGUUGAAGAUGGAUAUCAUCGAACGAGUAACAAGGCCGACGUCGUGGGUUUCACCCCUUGUGCCCAUUCUGAAAGAUAACGGCGAGUUACGUUUGUGCAUUGACAUGAGAAGGGCAAAUCAAGCCAUCCAAAGACUCAACCAUCCGCUACCUGUUUUCGAGGACCUCGUUUCGAGAUUUCGGAAUGCAAAGUUCUUUACAACGCUCGAUAUCAAACAGGCGUUCCAUCAAGUGGAACUCUCCGAGGACUGCCGGGAUGUGACGACCUUCAUCACUAACUGGGGGUUGUUCAGAUAUAAACGUUUACUAUUCGGUGUAAACUGUGCUCCCGAGCUGUAUCAAAACCUGAUGGAGAGCAUUUUGGUUGGGUGCAAGAACUCUGUGGUGUUUAUUGACGACAUUUUGAUUUUUGGGGCAACGGAGGAAGACCACGACGCAGCGGUUAAGCAAGUACUCCAAGUUUUGCACAGCUAUGACAUUUUGUUGAACGAUCACAAGUGCCUAUUCAAACAGCGGGAAGUUGAUUUUCUGGGGCACAAGCUGUCUGCCGAUGGAGUAUCACCAAGCGAAGUGAAGAUAAAAGCGAUCCAGGCCUGCAGAGCACCGAACACUAAAGAAGAGCUAAGAAGCUUUCUUGGACUUGUUACAUAUGUUUCCCGAUUUAUUCCCGAUUUGACCACCGUCAACUAUCCACUCAGACAACUUCUGAAGAUGGAAUCAAGCUUUGAAUGGAGGAAGGACCAUCAAGUAUCUUUUGACAAGGUGAAAGCACUACUUGGUUCUGCAGAGAGCUUGGGAUACUAUGAUCCAAAGGACCGAACACUUGUUGUCACUGACGCCUCAGCGGUCGGAUUGGGCGCUGUCUUAAUCCAAUUUAAGAACUGUCGCCCCCGAGUUAUAAGCUUUGCCUCAAAAAGUUUGACCAACACUGAAAAAGCUUACCCACCGAUCGAGAAGGAAGCCUUGGGGAUCGUAUGGGCGGUUGAGCGAUUCAAAAUCUAUUUGCUGGGCAUCAUCUUUGAGCUGGAGACCGAUCAUCGUCCCCUUGAGACUCUAUUCUCAACAACAUCAAAGCCGACGGCAAGGAUUGAGCGAUGGCUUCUACGAUUACAAGCGUUCAAAUUCAAAGUUGUCUACAGAAAAGGAUCCGCGAACUUGGCUGACUGCCUGUCUCGAUUAGCAUCACACGUGGAGGACCCCAACUGGACCGAAGAAUCGGAAGUGUAUAUCAGGCGAGCUGUGGUGCAAUCGAUUUCGUCCUUGUCAGCAGCUGGAAAUGACCCGGAUUUUGACGCGGAAACUGAAGAUGUCAUUCGCGCCAUUCAGGAGUCCGCCGCAAUCGACAUCUCGGAAGUGAUCUCGGCAACUGAGGGUGAUAAAGAGCUCCAAAUACUAAUCGCUGCCAUCACCGGUGGUAAUUGGGACAAGGAAGAGCUGAAGCCGUACAAGCCUUUUCGUUUGGAGUUUUCUUACAUCAACAAGUUGAUCAUGCGUGGUACGAAACUCGUAAUACCAAGCUCAUUGCGCUCUAGGAUGUGCGAAUUGGCGCACGAAGGGCAUCCCGGCCAAUCGAUGAUGAAGAGGAGAUUACGCGAACGCUGCUGGUGGCCUGGAGUAGAUCGGGAUGCCGUCAAAACUUGCGAUCGCUGUGAAGGUUGUCGCUUGGUUCAAGCAUCGGACCCUCCAGAACCGAUGACGCGCCGUCUGCUACCGGAAAAACCGUGGAUCGAUAUUGCGAUUGAUUUCCUCGGGCCAAUGCCGACAGGACAUUAUUUGUUGGUAGUAAUCGACUACUACAGCCGGUACAUGGAAGUUGAGAUAAUGACUCGGAUCACUGCACAGGAGACUAUCAACCGUCUAAAGCGGAUCUUUCGGACUUGGGGUGCCCCGCGUACUAUAACGCUUGACAACGCAAAGCAGUUCGUAUCGUCAGAGUUCAAGGACUUUUGUAACACCAACGGUAUCCACCUCAAUCACACUUCCCCGUACUGGCCACAAGCCAACGGCGAGGUGGAAAGGCAGAACAGGUCCCUACUUAAGCGAAUGAAGAUAUCUCAUGCCAUUCACGAGGAUUGGAAAGUCGAACUGGACCAGUAUCUGAAUCUGUAUAACAACAACCCACACACGAUCACCGGAAAACCACCAAGCGAACUGCUACAAGGAAGAAAGCUGCGUUCUAAGCUACCACAACUUGAGGAUCUUGCGAGUACUCCCCCAUGUACGGAUUUCAGAGAUCAGGACACGUCGAAGAAAAUGGUUCAAAAGGAAAGAGAAGAUGAAACGCGACGAGCCAGACCAAGUGAUAUCUCUGUUGGUGACAUUGUACUUUUGAAAAACCUGCUCCCUUCGAACAAACUAUCUACCAAUUUCUUGAAAGAGAAGUUUACCGUGGUUGAUAGAAAUGGCUCGAAUGUUACCAUCCAGUCGCAGGAAUCCGGAAAGACGUACGAUCGAAAUGUUGUACACCUGAAGAAAUGUGAACCAACCGUUGAGUACGAGAUGAAUGAGCCGGAGAACGCCCUGAGUGACACCGAUUCCCCAAACACGGAAUCACCCGGAGAUGCAGCAUUUCCGGAAGUUAGACGAUCAUCGCGUGCUCCCAAACCGGUCACCAUGUUUAGCCCUUCCAGAUAAGUAUCGUUUAUUGUUAACUGUACACUAACCAGAACCGUGUAAAAUAAUGUUUAAAUAAAUAAGGUUGAUCACGAUUAAAUACAUCAAUUCUUUAUGUAAACU